Lytechinus pictus (painted urchin) is the source of this 6152-nucleotide messenger RNA. RefSeq lists its product as uncharacterized. Bases 430 to 1557 code for a protein of 375 amino acids. The transcript has 11 exons. NCBI's taxonomy places the organism in Eukaryota, Metazoa, Echinodermata, Echinoidea, Temnopleuroida, Toxopneustidae. The record is from RefSeq and is a predicted model, not a curated record.
CAAGUUGUCUCAAGUACAUGCACUCACCAGCUUGUGUGGUACAACAUUAUUUGCUGAUUUUUACUUGUUAAGUCCUAUUUAUUACUAGUUUUAUUACUUUUUUGUGCCUUUCGUCAUUUAUUAGCAGUUUUGAAGGCUUUUUUACCGAUGGGGGUAUUCACCCUUAUAUUAGUCAUUUUGUAGCCGUUUUCCACAAGGGAGAUAUUCGCCCUUUAUUAGCCGCUUUGUAGCCGUUUUCCACAAGGAAGGUAUUCGCCAUUUAUUAGCCGUUUUGUAGCCGUUUCCCACAAUGGAGGUAUUCGCCCUUUAUUAGCCGUUUUGUAGCCGUUUUCUCGAAGGGAGCCACCACUAGGUGUACUUUGUGAAGGGUAUAAUAGGACGAAGAAGUUCCCGGAUUUCCCUUCCGUGUUUGGGGUGAGCUUGGAAUCCAUGACACCAGGUUAUAAUUGGAUACAUUUUUCAAGGGAGUUCUACAGCUUCCCUGCUAAUAUGUUUGCCUUGGUCCACGAACCUAUUGGGAACUCGUCACAGAAUGCCACGGCGAUCCGAGAAGUCCAUGAUUUCAAUGCAGGUCUCUCUUAUAGGUUUGAGUACGGGACUGAUAAGUGUACCGUUGGGCCUAUACCAGUUGAUACCUUCAUGCAUGAUGCUGAUUCACCGGACGGUAAACGCGUCGUCCUGAAAUCACCCACGAGCUUCCUCCUGCCGAACCAGUCAUCGUGGAUUUACCAGGGAAAUACAACGUUACGUGGUAUUGACGUGGAGGGGUGGAUCACAGCCACCAAUAUUACUAUCGGCCCUCUCGUCUGGAAUGCUACCAUGGAAUACUUCUUUGCUAGGGGUAACUGGACCGGUGGCACGGAUCAAACUGGAUUGGUUCAUCAGAUGCCUUUACAAUUCAAAUCUUCUUUAACUGCCGAUGUUGGGGGCUUUCCAGUCAACGUCGUUCACAUACAAAAUAUGUUUCAUUACACCUAUCAUAUCUCAUCUUAUGUCUUUGAUGUUCACCUGUGCUACAAUGAAGAGGACAGCCGCUCCAUGGCAGUAGAGAUCUUGGGAAUGGAUAUUCGUAAAAACUACAUUGUAAACAACACCCAAAAUUUCUACGCUGCAGUUCAGCACGCCAUGGCUAAUGCCUCUGGUCUUCCGGCAAGCCGUAUUGGCAAUGUUUAUGCUGCUGAGGGUGUUGAAGAGAUUCUGAUUGUCUACUUUGACAUGCUUGGCCUACCACCUGUUGAAGGGAACGCUGUUAACCCUAAGCACGGUCCCGAGCUGGCGGAGGCUCUCGUUACCCUCGAAGAACGAGUGCUUAAAAAAGAUCCAAUCCGUAUCAAUUUCACCAAGGAUGGCAAGGAUGUGACCCUGAUUGUUGCGAGAGGAUCGCUUCGGUUUGACUUUCACCCACCAUCGGAUGACAAUGAAGGUGUAGGAAGAGGAGCAGCAGCUGGUAUUGGGAUCGGAAUGUUCCUCCUGGGAGCUAUCAUCGCUACAUUGAUUGCAGUUGCGUAUGUCAAACGUAGCUCGUUCCCACCUCCACCAUAUGGCGUACAGGGAUAGAGGUGAAAAUGUUCUAUAAUUUUAUGAUGGAUGGGGGAUUGCUGUCUUUUUAUUCGGGGGGGGGGGGGGGGGGGGGUUGACAUUUUUGCUGGUCUACGAAGCAAAUUUGGUUGCCCUAAAACAAUAGAAAACAUUACAAUUUAUCAAAACUUUGGUAGCCCGACCGGACCACCAAGUGUGGGCUUUUACAUAAUUUUGGUGGUCCUACUCUCAUGUUUGGUUGCCCUGGGCAACUGCUAAUAUCGAGCCCUGCGGUGUGUAUACACUUGGUUUACAAGCAGUGCCAGCCACACAAAAACGAUGUAAGCACCAAUAACAGAGGACCUUUUAUAACCGAUAAUGCCACAUCCUUGUCUGAUGUCACAACAAUGUGUUAGUUCCAUCUUGGAUCAGUCUUUGACAUCACAAUCGGAAAGAUAUGUCCGGGCCUAUUGUUUGUGCUGUGUUAAUGCUAACAACGUUUCUGUGGGGCAGCUACGGUCGUCUAACACUGUCAUGGCUAAUCUCACUUGGUCUAACUUCCAAUUUGGUCUAAUUACUGUUUGGUCCACCCAUCACUUGUCCAGUACUCACUUGGUCUCAUUGGAAAUAUGACAAAAUCGUAAAUAGACUAAAUGGCAAUUAGAUCAAAUGAUUUAGACGGUUUCAGAGCUGCCAACCAGUACGUUUUUGCAAUCAAGUUACGACAGUACGUUUUUUUAAUAUAUUUUUUUUACAUAAUCGUAAUUUAUUGAGAAAAAUCAUCUUAUGUUUCUAUUUCAUAAAACUUACACAAAUAUGGUUAUUGGAUCAAUGUAAUAUCAGGUAACUUGUUUUUUUCUUCAAUCAUUUUGUUAAAACCAGGGUGAGAUAUACGCAUAUUUCAAUGUUUUUUUUUUCAUCUGCAAGAGCAGUGCGCAUUUUAGCUUGCAUGCAGCUUGAGUGCCGCAAUGAGCGCGCGCCACGCAUUUUAUUAUGAAAUACAGUUUUUUUGGGAAAAAUAAAUUUUUUUAUCACAGAACACAAUUUUUCAUUCCCAGAGGUUGGCAGGUCUGGGGCUUAGAUCACACAGAAGUAUGCAAGCCGGGUGUAGACCAUGUGGUAAUCUACCAUAUUUCACAGUACACCUUUCAUGGUGUACAAUGGAAUAUAAUAUGAAUCGAAUGUGGUGAGCCAUUUGGGAUUGCCGAUCAUGUAUAUAAAAUGCAGGAGCUAAAUUGAAAUACAGGUAAAGACACCUUUUUGAGUGAAUGUAGUGCAAAGUUUAUUUUUUCAUAUUUCUCCAGAUUAUUAUAAAUAUAGACUCAUUUUUAAAAACAGCAUGGAUAUAUGAAAGGGAAAGUUCACCUUGACAUUAGGCUGGUUUUCAUUACAGCAGAAAAAAAACCAAACAAAAUGAAAAUUAAACCAAACCAUUAAAUAUGGAUACAGACAUGUAACACAGGUGAAAUUGAACCAAGUUUGCAGGAUUUCAUUACCCACAAUGUUAUCCUUCACUUUUACAGCUUGUAUUCAUUAAUAGCUCAAGGUAUUGUACAGAAAAUUAUGUCAUUUAUAUAUCAGUCAACUUCUAUUUCUAAUUAUAUUCCAUAAUUACAAUGGAAACAAUGGCCCGUAUUCUGAAGUCGGGUUUAACUUAAACUUUGGUUUAAAGUUGUGGUUUAAGUAUGGAUAGCCAAUUGUUACAUAAAUCACUAACAGUAGAGAUAUCAUAUUUCAACUCAUUUGGCUCUAAAAUCAUUCAUAAUUGUCUAGGAAGUAUAAAUAGAUGAUUGUCUUCACCAUUGAAGAAUCAGGAAAGAACAUAGUAAAUAUAAGAAACAUACAACUUAAUAAAAAUUUUGACACUUUUGGCUUCCCAUAAUUUUAGCACAGAGUUAGACCAUGGUCUAAGUUAAACCUGACUUCAGAAUACGGGCAAUGAAUUUAUAUCUUGACCUUGUAAUUACUUUCACUCGGGAUAAUGAAAAACUCCAGUGUGUGGUUUAAAGAUGGUGGACCGAGGUGUCUUGUUUCAUUGUCUAGUACUAGAUGUAUUUACAACAUGUGUAUUGUACUUUUUAUCAGGCUGAUUCUAAAACCACAUUUACAGGGUAUGUUUUUUCUUUAAGUAUUCACAACAAAAGUACUAUUCAAAAGCUUUACAAAAAGAUGCUGUAUGUAUAUUAUCUGAAACUGAUUUAUAUGUCUUAUGUUAAAGAACUUUUAUGGGUUAUUUUAUUAUUUAAAAGCUACUUACCCACUGCAUAUUCUGCAGUAGGCUUAUAUCUGAUAUACAAAAAGAUGCUGUAUGUAUAUUAUCUGAAACUGAUUUAUAUGUAUUAUGUUAAAGAACUUUUAUGGGUUACAUUACUUAAAAGCUACAUGUACUUACCACUGCAUAUUUUGCAGCAGGUUUAUAUCUGAUCCAUUGUACAAAGUUAAAGUGAUUGGUUAACAUUGGUUUGACUUUAAAAAAAUCUGAGCUAGAAGGUCACACUUGUCACCUGUGUCUGUGAUAUGUUACAAAAAUGAAGCCCAGAAAAAAUUGCGUUCGAAAAUAAUUAUUUAGUGCUUCAAAAAUUGAAAUAUAAAGUGACCGGAAACACCAUCUUAAUUUCAUCCCAUACAUUUAUGUGUACUAUUUAGGCGUCUAUGAGACGCCUAUUUACAAAAUCGGGGUUUGCCUUGUAGUUUUAGCUUUUCAUUCUCAAUAAUGGUUGUUUUCAGGGUUUAUUAGUUCUAAUACAUGCACUUGUACACAUGUUUCAUCUUGGUUUGAGAAUUUUUUAAUCGGCUGCUCACAAAGUUAAACAAUUCCUUUAAGGGUCUUGCUAAAAUGUUUGUAUAUAUUUAAUAUCUGAAAAUGAUUUAUAUGUAUUAAGUUAAAGAACUUUUAUGGGUUACAUUAUUAAAAAGUUACUUACCCACUGCAUAUUUUGCAGCAGGUUUAUAUCUGAUCCAUUGUACAAAGUUAAGGGUUGUGCUCAAAUGUUUGUAUAUAUUUAAUGUCUUUCAACUUUCCUAAGGUAAGCAAAAUCCUGAGUGUACUUUUAUAUUAAUUGAUUUUUCAAACCUACUGAUAAGUAAAAACAUGUGAUUUUAUUGGAUAUGUAAAAAAAAUCAAUAUAUUUGUGAUAAUACACAUAAAUAUUAUAUUUCUUGUAUGAGUUGCAAUCAAUUUCAACUCGCUCUUCAACCAAUCAACACCGAGUAGUUGGAACUUGGUUAUAACUUUAAUAUAGAUGAUAGGGAGUUUUUGUACUGCGAUGCACGACGGAUUAAAAACACAGUAAAUGUAUUGAGAAGGCUCGUCGAAUGACAAUGAACAGCUGGAAGGUCUUUGUCAAAAAUUGGUGAACCGGAACAGCAGAUUCUUUUAAAGAUUUGAAGCUGACAAAAAAAAAUUGCAAGUUCGCAAUUGUCCAGAGUCCAGGACGAAACUGCUGUUUUGAUUCACCAAUGAUCGACAAAGACUCCUUGGUUGUUCAUUGUCACGAAGACCAUUCCACAAUACAUUUUCCAGGGUUCCCAUCCCAUCAGGGAAAUCGGGGAAAAUUAUUUGCCUUUUUUCCAGUCAGGGAAAAAUCAGGGAAUUUUAUUAAAAAUACACAUCAAAUCAGGGGAAAAUGCCUCAAAUCAGGGAAAAGUCAGGGAAUUUUGAUCAGCCCAAAAGUCGAAAGCACGGUAGUCAGUCAGACUCUGUUAUAUUUUGUUGCCUAUCAAAACAACAUCCAUUGAAUCACUGGUUAUGGUGGUACUAAUUAGUUUUACAUUAUUGUUUUUAUACUGAAAAUAAGGCAUGUUAUUCACUGCAACAACUUAGAAAACAUAUGAAACUGGGAAUGGGUUUGAAUAAUUAUCAGGGAAUUUUUAAACUUCACCAGGGAAAAAUCAGGGAAGUUUGUUUUCUUGAAAAGCUGGGAACACUGUUUUCUAUGCUCUUGAAUCUGUUGUGCAUUGUAGAGCAAAAUACUCCCUAAUAAUGAUGCUUUAAGUAACUCAAGAUCACUUUGUCUAAAUGAUAGGUUUCACAAUUAAUCACAAAUUUGUACUUGCUGGUUCACUUCUUGCAACAAACAGAAAUCUCUAGACACAAAUUGUAAUCAGUUGUAAAUUUGAAUAAUAAUUUAGCAAUUGAUUGCAAAUAUUUUCUUGAAACAACCCCUGGUAUAGUAAAAUUAUCAUGCAAAAUGUUAGAUCGAAAUUGUUGCAUGAUAAACUGUUCAGUACUAAUUCAGUAUUCCACUUUUUUAACUUGAAAAAUAGUGUUAUGAUUCAUGUAAAAUAAUAUUUGAAAUGCAGAUGUUUCAUUAUUUCCAGUUUGAUAUUCCUUCCUUAUAUUUCUUCCAAGUUUUAUUACAUCUUCUCAAGACCACAAGUGGCGAGUUUUCCAAAGAAAUAACUUUAAUUUUCGUAUAUUAUAUGAAAUUAUUGAUAACCAGUAUUGCAUUUGUGUUUAAACAAAUAUAAAGGGCAAUAAUCAGAACGUCUUUCACUUCAUAAUGUAAUACAUUCUUUCACAGUAACUGAAAUGCUUAUACCAAUAUACAUAUGUAUUCGAGAUUUAAUUUUUUACUUUUCAUAACAGAUAUGAACUUUUGCUGGGAAAUAAUAAACGUAUGCUGAACCACAAA